This is a messenger RNA of Drepanopeziza brunnea f. sp. 'multigermtubi' MB_m1, 834 nucleotides long. RefSeq lists its product as uncharacterized. Gene Ontology annotation, biological process: replication fork processing; resolution of meiotic recombination intermediates; kinetochore assembly. NCBI's taxonomy places the organism in Eukaryota, Fungi, Ascomycota, Leotiomycetes, Helotiales, Drepanopezizaceae. The record is from RefSeq and is a predicted model, not a curated record. Gene Ontology annotation, cellular component: FANCM-MHF complex.
AUGCCGCCCAAACCCUUCAACCCACCCCGCCCACAAUCCUCUUCAAACACCGACUCCAAACCCCGCGGUCGUCCCAAAGGCCCAUCCACGAACCCCUCCCACAAACGCAAGUCCACAUCCGCCACACCGCGCGCCGCCCCAAAAGCAGUCUCCCGCGCGAAAGGAAGCGCAUUCAUCAAGCCUCGAGUCUCGAACGCCAGCGUGUCUACGGCGCUGAGUAUUGACUCUUCUGACGGAGAAGGAGAAGGGGAAGGGGAGGACGAGGGAGGUGAACACGAAGAAGAUGAAGAACUGGAUUUCGGUUUGGAUUCGGGGCUGGAUGGGGAUGAGACGGGGGCAGGAGAAGAAGAGGACACGGAGAUGAUGGAAACAACGAUGCCAGAAGCGAGUACUGUGAGCCUAGAUGAAGAUCAAGAAAUAGAAGGCGACGAUAACGAUGACGACGAUGACCACGAUGAUGAUCCUUUCUCCUCGCAACCCCCGCGUAAAAAACGUUCGAGGACUAGUAAGACGAACGCGAAUGCCGAUAGUUCACACGUCCGAGCCUUGGACGAGCCAGCAGAGGCGCGAGCUUCGAUUCCAACAGACUUGAUCAAUGUGCUGCUGCACAGCUUCUUCAAGCAGCCCGGCUCGCGCAUCACGAAGGAUGCGAAUGCGGCUGUUGGGAGGUAUAUCGAGACGUUUGUGAGGGAAGGGGUGGCGAGGGCUGAAUGGGCGAGAGAGAACGGAUGGGAGGGAGAUGGGGAGGGGGGAGUGAACGCGGGAGGGAAUGGGGGGUAUCUUGAGGUGGAGGACCUGGAGAGGGCGGCGCCGCAGCUUAUCCUGGAUUUUUGA